CCUGGCCUAAUAGCUGUGUUUCAUGGAAUGAUUGACUGUAGGGUCUAUUUCCUUGGGGCCCUCUGUAGCAGCAGCAGUCUCAUGGAGGCCUCUAGCUUGAGGAGACAGUGGACUAGGCCUGCUCAGGCAGCUGCAUGCUGGCUGUUGAUUCCUCCCCCGGGUUCCAUUCCUGGGGAUGGGGCAGACAGAGGUUCCCUGGGACUAGAGGGACCAGCUAGCAAGUGUAAAAAAAUCAGGACAGGGAGUGGGGGGGGGUAAGUAGGUGCCUAUCUAAGAAAAAGCCCCCCCAAACCAGGACUGUCCCUACAGAAGUGGGAUCUCUGGUCACCCUACGUAGGGCUUCCCCUGUCUCUCAGGGAGGAGGAAGGCGGGGCCUAGGAGCCUAUUAUCCUGCUGAGCCUAGAAAGCGUCUGCCUGAUCUGCAGCCAGAGCAGCGACUUGCUGCUUCUCCAGCCGCGCAUGCUCACUUCAUGCGUCAGUCCCUGUGUCGUGGACUCCGCCCUCGCCCUCCGAGCAUGCGCUCUCGUUUCCUCGUCCCCGGGCCCCGCGCCUGCGCAGUGCCCAGAGGCGCCGGAGCUCUGUGGCGGCGGCGGCGGCGGGGAAAUGGCGGCCGUGGUGCUGGUGUCCGUGGAGAGCGGCUCGGGGAUGAUACCGGCCGGGAGCCCGGCUGCGUGCGGGGCUCCCGCGGGUCCCUGUGGGCCGGGGUCGUGGAGCCGUUCCCUGGACCGGGCCCUGGAGGAGGCGGCGGUGAGCGGGUCCCUGAGUCUGAGCGGCAGGAAGCUGCGGGACUAUCCGCGGGGCAGCGCCGCCAACCACGACCUGAGCGACACCACGCAGGCCGAUUUGUCACGGAACAGACUCUCGGAACUUCCUGCAGAAGUGUGUCACUUUGUUUCCCUUGAGAGCCUUAACUUGUACCAGAACUGCAUUCGUUACAUCCCAGAGGCCAUCCUGAACCUACAGUCUUUAACAUUUCUAAAUAUCAGUCGAAACCAGCUUUCAACAUUGCCAGUACACAUGUGUAGUCUACCGUUGAAAGUUUUGAUAGCAAGUAAUAAUAAGUUGGUCUCACUACCUGAAGAAAUUGGACAGCUCAGACACCUGACAGAGCUUGAUGUGAGCUGUAAUGAAAUACAGACAAUACCUCCGCAGAUUGGCAGUCUGGAGUCUUUGCGUGACCUGAACAUCAGGAGAAAUCAUUUGGUGCAUUUACCUGAAGAGCUUGCAGAAUUGCCUUUGAUUCGAUUCGAUUUCUCCUGCAAUAAAAUCACAACAAUUCCUGUUUGUUUUCGGAACCUCAGGCAUCUUCAGACAAUCACACUAGAUAACAACCCUCUACAGUCACCCCCGGCACAGAUAUGCAUAAAAGGAAAAAUCCACAUAUUUAAAUACCUGAACAUAGAAGCAUGCAAGAUAGCUCCAGACUUGCCUGAUUAUGAUAGGAGGCCCAUGGGAUUUGGCUCUUGCCAUGAGGAACUGUACUCCAGUCGUCCCUAUGGAGCACUAGAUUCUGGUUUCAAUAGUGUGGACAGCGGAGACAAAAGAUGGUCAGGGAAUGAACCUACAGAUGAGUUCUCAGACCUCCCUCUGCGAGUGGCAGAGAUCACUAAAGAGCAGAGACUGCGAAGAGAGAGAGAGUACCAGGAGAACCGAGGGAGCACGGUUGUAACUAAUGGUGGAGUGGAACAUGAUCUGGAUCAGAUUGACUAUAUUGAUAGCUGUGCCACUGAAGAGGAAGAGGAAGAGGUGAGGCAACCCAAGUGCAUGGAGUCAGAGAGCCUCAGCUCACAAUUCAUGGCCUAUAUUGAACAACGGCGAAUCUCUCAUGAGGGCUCACCAGUAAAGCCAGUGCCCAUCAGAGAUUUUCAGAGAACAGAAGACACAAGACGAUACUUGCAUCAAAAUAGGGAUACUGAUGAAUUACGAAGACCAGAAACACUAACCUUGAUGCAGGACAGAGAGCGACACCAAGGACAGAGGAGUUAUGUAGACAAGGCAGAGAGAGCUCCAGCUGAUUCAUCUUACCUUCUAUCUCUGUCCAACAACCACAGUCAGAUCUCUCAUACAGACGUUGAACUUCACCGAAGGCGAGAGCAUGUAGUGGAGCGCACUCGGAGAGAGGCCCAGCUCGCAGCACUUCAGUAUGAGGAGGACAGGAUGAGGACGAAACAGAUCCAGAGGGAAGCUGUGCUUGACUUUGUCAAACAAAAGGCAUCCCAGAGUCCUCAGAAGCAAAGUCCUCUGGAUAGUGAGUGUCCUUUUCCAUCCAGAAGGUCUCAGCACACUGAUGAUAGUGCCUUGUUAGUGUCGCUGUCAGGGUUGAAUCAAGAGGGCUGUGCUACCACCCUGCCUCAUGCCUUCAGAUCUGUCAAGAGUGAUGACAGACCCACUAUAUCAGCAGCUUCACCGACUACCCAAACAGUCCACCUUUCCUCUCUGUAUCCUGGCCCUGCCGCUCCUCCUUCCUAUAGAAACCCUUCCCAGCGACCUGAGAGUUUCCUUUUCCGAGCAGCUGUAAGGGAUGAAAUGAACAAAGCUGUUGCUUCAUCUCCCUCUUCUGCCACAUCUCCUCCUAAUGAUUCUACAGACCCCAAAGCAAGGCAGAACUCCAAGCAACGUGAGGAAGAGUUGGAGCUAAUAGAGCAACUGCGGAAGAACAUUGAGUCACGGUUAAAAGUGCCUUUGCCCAGUGAUCUUGGAGCAGCUCUUACUGACGGAGUUGUUCUCUGCCACUUAGCCAAUCAUGUGCGGCCUCGAUCUGUUCCCAGCAUCCAUGUCCCCUCGCCUGCUGUACCUAAGCUAACAAUGGCAAAAUGCAGACGAAAUGUGGAGAAUUUCCUGGAAGCUUGCAGAAAGAUUGGUGUGCCUCAGGAGCGAUUAUGUUUGCCUCUGCAUAUUUUAGAAGAGAAAGGUUUGACACAGGUAGCAGUGACAGUCCACGCACUUCUGGAGCUUGCACCCCCAAAGCAGCAGCAUCACCACUUGUCUGCUGCGUAAAGAUCUCCAGGACCUUUUGGUUUCCCUUGGCUAAGGAGAAGAACAUGAAGACUUUACUGCUGGUGCAGUGUAUCCAAACACACAGAGCUUGGUUCUAAGAAGGAAAUUAGCUUCUGUGAUUCCUGACAGGAAUGUUUUGCUUCAUUUCUCCACUUUUUUGGAGAUCACACCAGUUUCCAUUUAAUUUUUUACCAAUAUUUUUCCCCUUUAUAAAGUGAGGUUUUUUCCGUGGGGAAAAUUCCUUUGUCUGGUUGUUUAGAAGCAUCUGUUAAAACUGACUAUGUAGAUGUAGGGAAUUUAUAUAUACAGUUGGAAAAACGGUAAGAUUCCUACUAGGAUGUAUUUCCAAAGGGGAUGUUUCCAUUGCAACACAGUGAUGGAGACUGCUUGUCCUCCCCAGGAGUCCCAGAGAGAGUUUUCCCUGCUUCUAAGAAACGCCAGCUCUUUCCAGUGCAUAUAAAGAUCACAGGUUAAGACUGUGUUUUGAAGCUGAUGAGUCUCAGUUUUUCAAAGCAAGACUGAAAGUGAUCCUUCAGUCUGUGUUGGCAUGUCCUCAAUAUUCAAAAAAUAUAGAGAGUGCUGUUUUGUUCCAGGGAAAACAUACUGCUUGUUACCUCUAUAAGUAACACACAUUUCAGUGAAAGAUACUAAACCAUAACUGUUCAAAUAGUUUUAUUAAACAAAUCAAAAUAUUUGCUGGCUUUAAGCUUCUGUUGGUUAUAAAUCUCUCUUUGUAUUGGAAUCUUCCCCACUUCAGUGGGAAAGAUCUUACCCCUUUCUUGCCCUCUCCUACCCAUCAUGGGGACUCGGUUACUAAAUGGUAAUGUUAAAUUGGUCUAUGGCUUGUAUGUGCUGCAAAUAAUGACUGAAGAUUUUCCUAUGGAGAAUCAUGUACCUAUUUUCAUUUCAGUGCAAAUAAUCGUAAGCUAUCAAACCAUCCAUUAGAGAUCUGCUAUCCAAUUCUGUUUUCAAUUGAAAACAACACACAACCACCCCCUUACACCAAUGAAGACCCCAGUUAUGUAGGAACAAAUUAUUGUAGGAAAGAAUGAGAUUAUUGAAUUCCUGGAGUGGUUCUGUGUGUUGGCAUAACGCUCAGCUUUCAAAAUGCCAGUCUUUUGCAAAAGGAAAUUUCUGCGGGUGGGUUUGAGAGAAUGUGUUGUUAAAGCAUGUUUUCUUGUAGUUCAUACAGUGCUAUAAACUGCCUUUACUCCCCUCCGCCUACCUCCUUUUCCCCAAAAAGUGGAAAUUCAAAAUAUGUGAACAGGAAACUGAAAAUAAGGUAUGAUGUUACUUUAAAGGUGACUGGCAAAGUCCAGAAUUCUCUGCUGCCUUGGCCCCCUGACUAGGCUGGGUCACAUCCAGCCCUGCAGUAACUUUAUUUUUUGAUAUAGUAACAAUUUAAAUUUAAAUAUAGUAACACUGUUCUCCCACAAUGAAAUCCUCUUGCUAUUCCCUGGGGUAUCCCAGAAGACACCUCUGCCAUUAUCAUGGAUUGCACAGGGUGUGAAUGAGACUUCUGGUAUUUGUGGUGUUCCAUUCUGGGGUAUUGUUAGUGAACCAGUAAUACCAAGAGGUUUUCAGAAGGGAUGAAGUGAGCAGAAGAGAUGGAAAAAGGGUUAGUUAAAAGUUUUCUUUGCUGUAAUAAGCCUGGUCAUGGGAACAUUUGAGCACAGAAGUCUGGGCUUAGCUGAAUUUUCCCUUUAGAUUUGUCAUUCCAUUCUCACCCUGAUUUGUUUGCAUAAUAAUUAUUUCAUGGUAGCUUGUGGUAACUGUUGUCUCAACGAUUUCACAUAAGGAAAUAUUUUGCUUCAUAUUGGUGUUGACGCCACUGAUCACACCAUAAGUCUAGAAAAACACGUGAAGGAUAUUUAAAACUAGAGUCGCACAGUUGAUAAGAGAAAAUAUUUUCAUAAUGUGUAAGUGGCUGCCUUGGGUUCUGGAAGAUCUGAGUAUGCCAGUAACGUGCAUCAUAAAAAGGAAGAGAGCAGCUCUGUACAGGUACACCUUCCCCCAGCAAACGGUUAGACUGUGUUCACAGCACCUUGUUCCAAGGGAAGGCUUGCAAAGGACAGAGCUGGUCCUUGAAGGAUUAUGUGGCAGUGAAAGGAGAAUUUUUUUUACUGCAGUCUCUGCCCUUUGUUGAAUGGGGAAUGGCAUCUCACUGCUGACACUAUAGACUAGUGGUUCCCAAACUUUUUCCCCCCACCCCCAUCCCCUGAAGCAGUGGGGCCAGUUCAGAUAUUUCUUGGGAGGAGGCAGAUUUUUUCAACCCUGUGCCGCCCGGUCCCACAGCCAGCCCUACUCUCCCCUUGUCACCCAUUCCCCAGGGUAGUGGGAGGAGUUGUCAUUGCACCGUGGAGCAGGCGGGGCACACGGACUGGGCACUCCGGCCCAUCAGUGGUGGCAGCAUGGGCUCCCCAGUGCUGCAGCUCCCUGCCAGGCUGGGGGUUCUCAUUUCAGCACUGCCAGCCCUUGGAUUCUUCUGCCAGCAGCAGAGACUAGCCUCUCUGCAGACAGCUCCGUGCACCCCAGGAUGGGACCAUCAGCAGCUUCUCUGCCUCCCCUCCCUGCUGGCUCGAGGCUUCCAGCAACGCCAAGUGGAGAGGCCGGCGGUUCUUGGAGGGCCCAGCAGGCAGAGCGGGAUUGGGUGCCGCGCAUGUCCCCUCCAGAGCUCCCGCCUCCCUCACACUGCUCCUUACCCCUCCUCCCUGAUGGCGCAAAAUCUUGCAACCCUCUGCAGGUUGUGACCCCCCGUUUGGAAAACUCUGAUAUAGACAAUUCUGCCAUAGACCAUAAAUGCUUUCUUUGGGGUUGUCUACAAAUCAUUGUUAAAGGGGAGUAACAAAUGAAUCUGAAUUCUCAGUACUAGAUACUUUGCAUUCUGUGUACCUGGGUAUUAGGUUUUGUUUAAUAGAUCGAAAGAAAUCUGUUAAACUUAAUGUGGAAUUGUGAGAGUCUGUUAUUUGCUCCAGCCCAGCUUCCCGGACUUACAGAAACUGACUGUAACAGCAUUCAUGUUGGUAGAAGUUGGACAUUUCAUAAAUGUUAAUUUUUGGAAAACUAACCACACCUCUACCCCGAUAUAACAUGAAUUCGGAUAUAACGCGGUAAAGCAGUGCUCCAGGGGGGCGGGGCUGCGCACUCCGGCGGAUCAAAGCAAGUUCGAUAUAACACGGUUUCACCUAUAAGAUUUUUUGGCUCCCGAGGACAGCGUUAUAUCGGGGUAGAGGUGUAUUUGGAGUGUGAGCCUGACUUUCAGUGAAUAGCCACUUCUCAGUGUGUCUUGUAAAAUCAGCCACUGUCGCACACAAAUGUGUGUAGACGAAUUUUACAUCAGCAACUAUGCUUGUAUGCCUGGUCAGGUGUAUGCUCCUAUUUUCUUUACAGUUCUAAACAAACGUUUCACUCGAGCAAGUACACAUUUGUGUGGUCAUGUUAGUUUGACUCUUUAAUUUUCUGUUUUUGUGCUGGCAAACACUAAACGUUGACCAGACAUCGAGGAUGAAAAUCCAAAUCGGAAAUUUCAAGAUACGGUUUAUUUGUGAUGUAUUAUACAAAAAAACCCUUCCAUUUUCUGUUGUAAAUAAAUGGGUUGGGAUUUUUUGGUAUAUUUAUGUGCAAUUUUUGUUAUAUCCAGUGAAAAAAUAUUUUAAAGAAAACACAUUGGAUUUCAUUUUGUGUGCUAAAGCAAGAAUCAAUUGUGGUCUUUCCCUUUUGGGGCAUUUGUGUUGGGGAAAAAUCCAUUUCAGAGUGUAGCGCUUGCUAGUAGGUUUAUGUUAACUCCGCUGUGUAGUUAACCUUGCUAAGCACUGAAGAACAUUGAGGAUCGAUAACGUUACGAAAUAGAAAUUGAAGUGGCACUGGCACUUAAUGGUCCUUGACGGUGUUGAAAUGAUCUGGUCAGGAAAUAGGGGUUUUUGAUUUCUCCUCCUUGAGAGCUAGCGACGGGGGAGACUUGUUCGGAAAGCCCCUUCCUUGCUGGGUUAUUAAAUUCUAGACAACGUUUUACAGCACUGAGAACACUUCUGUUGCUCUUAGCAGUGACGUGAUAACUGGUGUUUUUUUUUUAAAUCUUUUUAUGACUUUAAAUGGUUCUUUGACAUUUUUGUUUUAGAAGCAGAGGAAUUCUAAGGUGGAUUUAAACAUUUUAAAAAAUGGUUUGUAUAGAUAUUGUGUUUUACAAACAAUCUAAUUUUGUUUCUGAAAACCUUGUAAACGUGUAAUUAAUAGAGUAAAGGAUUUUUAAAGCUCCGCCCAUACUUGUAUGUCUGUAAAUACAUUCCAUAAUUUCUAAGACUGUUAAGUAUAAAUAUGCCAGAAUAUUGUGUACUUUAUUUUAAAUUGCCUGUAUGCUGCUAGUUGUGUGAACUUCUAGCACACUGAUAAUAUAAAACCAAAUACCUGGGUAAUUUGAAAUAAAGUUUUAAAACCGA
Messenger RNA from Chrysemys picta bellii (western painted turtle), 7433 nucleotides. RefSeq names its product leucine rich repeats and calponin homology domain containing 3 (gene LRCH3). Gene Ontology annotation, molecular function: protein binding. The record is from RefSeq and is a predicted model, not a curated record. Lineage: Eukaryota; Metazoa; Chordata; Testudines; Emydidae.